Molecule: messenger RNA, 1054 nt
Organism: Electrophorus electricus (electric eel)
Lineage: Eukaryota; Metazoa; Chordata; Actinopteri; Gymnotiformes; Gymnotidae
Product: histone lysine acetyltransferase CREBBP-like
Biological process (GO): positive regulation of transcription by RNA polymerase II
Cellular component (GO): transcription regulator complex; histone acetyltransferase complex
Molecular function (GO): histone acetyltransferase activity; chromatin DNA binding; transcription coactivator activity
Source: RefSeq, a predicted model, not a curated record
GUCCUCCAUGCUGCAUUAGACACCCCUGCUACUCUAUUAGUUUUUUUUUUAGCAUUUCAGCCAGCUCGACGUGACUCGCUUCCUCCCUGCUCCCGUCACAAGCUCAGCUCCUUCCCCCGACUGCAGGCGAUCUCUGAUGCGAUCUGUGCCCAGACUCUUCUCACGUAGCUUGUUGGUUUAUACAGUCAAAAAUAAAAUUCUGGAAUUCAUUUAAAUAUGACAUCCGCAACGGGCCUUUGCAGCAGCUGCCAGAGUACUGAUCAGAGCAGCAAAGCCUCCAAGGAGAGCCGGCGCCUGAGCAUCCAGCGCUGCAUCCAGUCACUGGUGCACGCCUGCCAGUGCCGCAAUGCCAACUGCUCCCUGCCGUCCUGCCAGAAGAUGAAGCGGGUGGUGCAGCACACCAAGGGCUGCAAGCGCAAGACCAACGGCGGCUGCCCCGUGUGCAAGCAGCUCAUCGCACUGUGCUGCUACCACGCCAAGCAUUGCCAGGAGAACAAGUGCCCCGUGCCCUUCUGCCUCAACAUCAAGCACAAGCUCCGCCAGCAGCAGCUCCAGCACCGGCUGCAGCAGGUGCAGAUGAUGCGCCGUCGCAUGGCCUCCGUGCAGGGCCGGAGCAUGCCCCGGCAGCUGCCAAUACCACCGCAGCAGCAGCAUUUGGCUGUGCAGGGAAGCAUCCGCGAACAUUCUGCAAAGCUUCGCAGGACCCGUGGAGCCUGGUGACUUCACCGAGCACUCCCCAGUCUGCUCGCCUACAGCCUUUUGCUCCUUCUGCAUAAUUUGGCUCUUAGGUUUUAUGCAUUUUAUAUUUAUUUUAUAUAAAUGAUAUAGAAAGACCUUAUUAAAUCUAAAUGCCUGCGUAUAUACAUCAUCAGUGUGUAGGUUAAAAAUUGAAUAAUAAUUUGUCACACAAACAUCUUGACAUAUUGUAUCAAUUGAUUACCUGUUAAAGAAAGUGAAUCAGCAAUGUGGACCAAUGGUACAAAUCUGCACAUCUGCACAUCUCUUGUUAAAUGCGUGUGCUUUCAUAUCUAAUAAACUCAUGCUUGAAAUUCUU